AUGUGGAAGAGCAAGGGCGAGAUAAAACACUCCGAAUUUCGUUUACAGGCGAUUUGUUCGGCCGCGACUAACGCCGCGGCAGCCGUCGGCGGUAUCGCCGAGGUCGCGAUUCACACGUCCGGGAACGCUCCCGGAGAUGACGGGUGUACGAGCUCUCGUCCUGACGCUACUUUAAAUCCGCGAAAAUAUCUCGCCGCUGUACGCGAGUACGCCUCGCACGGCUCAAAAUGCGCAGCCUUCCGCAUAAACACAACUAAAGACUCCUGGUACCUAGCGGAUUCCCGGCUGACACUUUUAAGUAGAGAAAGUAUCCCGUACGCGGAUGCGGGUACUUCGCUAAAAUACCUUGGUAUUAAAAUAUCUCCUUGGGCUGGAAUAGACAUCAAGGGCCUAAAAGAGAAUCUCUGCUCAGCGACCAACCGAAUAAGAAAGCUGGCGCUGAAACCAUACCAAAAGGUGAAUCUAAUCUCCACUUACCUAGUCUCACACUACCUGUACCAGUUGGUACUGGCAGUACCGCCAGUAACCUAUCUUAGGCAACUAGAUCAGGAGCUACGGGUAAUGAUCAAAGACAUUUACCACUUGUCGCAGUCCACAACGAACGGAUUAAUAUAUUGCGGCAAGAGAGACGAGGGACUAGAAUUCCCUAAGCUGGAAACUUUGGUGGUGAGUUCCAGUCUCAGGGCAGGACUUAAAUUCUUAAAGUCUUCGGAUCCGGUGAUGCGAGCUCUGGCAGAGGAGACAGGCAUGGUGAACCGUCUCAAGAGCCUGUCAGCCUCGGCCAGGAUAAAUUGGCCCCUAAGCCUGGAGGGGAUAAGGCGCUAUAAAAUAACGGCCAAGAAGACGGAGCUCGCAGCAUGGGCAACUCUGGUGACGCAAGGAAAGUCGGUUCAGUCUCUCACCGACGAUAAGUUUGGAAACGCCUGGCUUUACAAACCAACGCUCCUAAAGCCUGGAAGAUUCACAACGGCCCUUAGAAUGCGCACCAACACCACCGCAAACAGAGUAGCAAUGAAUAGAGCUGGCCCGGUGGCGGAUGUAAGGUGUAGAAAAUGGAAGGCCAUGUAUGACUUCCAAACGAGAGACAUUCACUCGUAUGCUCAACUGAAGCAAGAGAUAGAGGCGUGCUAUUUGGCAAAAAGAAGCGCGUCGCACUUACAGAAUGAAUUUUAUACGCAAAGGCAGAAGCCUGGCGAGAGCGCGCGCGAAUACGAAGCACGCGUGGAAAAGCUAUCAGUGGAGUUCUAUCAGGCCCUGAUUGAGGGCAAGGCGAGAACGAUCGAACAGAAAAAGGCGAUACAGGAGACUAUCCAGGGAAUGGCCCUAGAGGUAUUUCAGUCCCGAGUUAGGACUUCGUGA
Wasmannia auropunctata (little fire ant) is the source of this 1359-nucleotide messenger RNA. RefSeq lists its product as uncharacterized. The coding region runs from base 1 to 1359 and encodes 452 amino acids. Lineage: Eukaryota; Metazoa; Arthropoda; Insecta; Hymenoptera; Formicidae. The record is from RefSeq and is a predicted model, not a curated record. The transcript is spliced from 4 exons.